GACCUUACUCCCACCCAUUCACCUCCUGCGAGCGUGCCAAGAGUGGUGUGUCGCGCCUCUCUCAAUCAGUGUGGUGCCGACCAUGGCCGUGAACGGAGCGGCGGCCCUGGCCGUCCCAGAGAGCGUGGACAAGGCGUUGCGGCACAUCGCCCAGGCGCGUGGCUGGAAAAAUCCUAAGUUUCACAUCGAGCAGGGGUCAAACGACGGUGAUGGAUAUCUGAGCGUGCUGUUCCGCAUUGUCAUACAGAACGAGAAUGACUCACUUUGCCUCAUGUGCAAGGCAACGUUGGCGUCCAUGGAAAAGUCAAAUUUCAUUGAGUGUGUCUUCAAAUCAGAGAUCUUCGCCUACAACAGACUGCUUCCUGCCUUGGAAGAGGUAGCACACCUCAAGAACCCUCUGCCAUGGCCUAGGGGAUACCCCACGGGCUCACGCUCACAGUCACCUUGUGUCGUGAUGGAGGACAUGCGACCGCAGGGCUUUGGCAUCUCCGAGCGAGGCACCACACUGGAUGAGAAGCGGUGCCGAUUGCUUGUAACACAGCUCGCGCGGUUCCACGGGGCAGGCAUGGUGUUGGACAAGCAACGCCCCGACCUCAUGGCUGAACUAAAGAAGAUCGUGGAUGAACCCGUCUGGCUGGAGGAGUUGAAAAAAGUUUGGAGGCCGUUCUUGAAGGCUACCGUCAACACUCCCGACCUGAUAAAAGACAGAUUUCCGGCUUCUGUGAUUGAAAAAUUGCACAACAUUUGCAACACGUACACCGAAGACUUUUUCGACUACCUUCUACCGGACCCGGAGGGAGGCAACACCGUUGUUCACGGAGACUGCCACGUAAACAACAUCCUUUUCCAGACGAAUGAGGUCGGAGAGGCAGAGGGCUGCUGCCUGAUCGACUUCCAGGUCGUUCGGUACGCCUGGCCCGCCCCGGACCUCGCCAUCAUCCUGCUCACCACGACGGAGAAGAAACUGCGGGACGAGCACUGGGGGUCGCUGAUGCGGCAGUACCACGACGAACUGCAGAGCACUCUGAGGGCGGGCGGCAUCGAGGACCCCGACUCCGUCUACCCCUGGCACAUGUUCCAGAAACACAUGCAGCGUGCGUCUCGGAUGGCCAUCGGCUUGGUCGCCUCCUUCGUCCACGUCUUCACCGACACCUCCGCCAUCAAGGACAUCCAGAACACCCUGGCGGACGUGACCAACAACGGCGAGGCGAAGAACAGCGAAGUCGGCGUCUACAAAAUCAAAGAUUCGCCCGAAGUGAGACGCCGCUUCGGCGACGCGGUGCAGAGCCUGGUGGACUGGGGCUGGCUGUAAAAGACUGGGCGCUCAACUUUCUACAUGCCAAGUGUAGAUGCUCACUUUUCCACGAGAUCUCACACAACUUUGAGCAUGCGUUUUUAUUUUUGCGUACACAUUUGUAUGCAGAAUCGCACAAAUAGGCCCUUUCAGUCUUCGCUGAGUGAAGACCACAAAUAAUCAUAAGGCCAGGAACGUUACAGGUUCCUGUCUUUUUGAUUACGCUUGUUCUUCAUUCGGCGACGACUGAGAGGGUCCAUUUGUGCGAUUGCUGCGUAUAAACUCACACGGAAAGUACGUUGGCGCAAAAUUGUGAGAGAUCUCGUUCAAAAAUUGUACUAGGGACGUGUGCAGUCAUAAUACCGACCGAUUUCUCAGGGUUGAACGAUUCAAAAGUAUCACUCUGAGAAAUUUAUUCGUGUAACAAAGUGGUCAAAAGGUUACUGAGGACCUUUCCUCCAUAUAUUACGAACUUGCCUGUGAUUUCAUAAUAGUAGGGUAAUUGUUCAUAUCGCGAAGAAGAAAGCUGAAUAGGAAUUUGGGAGUGUGAUUGCCAACCGGAAAUAAAAUGCCCAGCUGUGAUACAGUCUCAUUUA
Messenger RNA from Thrips palmi, 1890 nucleotides. RefSeq lists its product as uncharacterized. The coding region runs from base 83 to 1312 and encodes 409 amino acids. The transcript has 8 exons. The record is from RefSeq and is a predicted model, not a curated record. Lineage: Eukaryota; Metazoa; Arthropoda; Insecta; Thysanoptera; Thripidae.